AAAAGAUAUGCAACUAAAUUCAUCAUCCGCGAAUAAAUAAUCUAACUUCUCUCCUUCUCCGAUUCACCUUUACAUCGCACAAUCCAGGAGCAGCGAUGGCACGUCAAGCAAACCAUCAGAAGGUUUCUCCUAGUAAUCGAAGUAAAGCGCAUGCAGCAAAAUCAAAAGUGUCAAAAUCAAAAGCUUCCAAAGAAUCUAAGGUUACAUCACCGCCAAAGGCCUCCCGAGAGAGAACGAAGAGAUUUGUUCUUGUCAAACCAAUUGCGAAGAAUGAGGUUCGAAAACUUCAACGUGUCGAUAAACACGCACGCUCAUUUCUGAUAUCCAAACAUGCUCACAUAGUUGAGCCAUCUCCUGAACCUGAUGACCUUUCCUCUGCUUUUCAUGGUGAGAAUUGGAUCAUUAUGUAGUUUCCCUGAUAGUUCAAGACUGAUUUGAGAAAUAGAAUCUCUUGAAGGAGCAAGAACCCAUGUACUGAACACUGGAAAAGCAGCCUUUGACGAAGUUCACGAGGUUCUCAUCCAGAAAGUUGCCGAAAAUAAGGCAAAUGACCGUUCAUUCCUCGAAAAUAUCUCGCGCAAUGUAGCUGCCCUCAGCAUGCCCUUAGCCGAAGAGAAAAUCGAAACCACCGUGAAACGUAAGAACCGACGGGUUCCCGAAGUAGUCGAGAUUGGCAAGCGCGUCGAUCAGUUCAGGCAGACAAUUGAGAUUGAAGAGAAUAAGCUGGAGGACUAUUGGAAACAAUGGGAGAGUUUACAAAAUGAGUUUGUCAAAUUUGCUGCUCAAGUAUUUGGCGGUGAUGCCAUAAAGGAGAAAGAGGAGGAUGAGGGAUAUCGUGUCGACAUGCAGUUGUUAGACGCCGACCACACGACCCAGAUGAAUACGUUACUGGAAGAGCUUGAUGAAGUAGGACAUGAUGCCAUUAAGAUGAUGAAGGCUUCGGAGAAGGUAUGCUAUAAACCGCUUUACUGCGUACUUGGGGUGCUGAUGAAUUCUCUUCUAGGAAAUCGAUGUCAAGGCAGACAAAGUACGACAAAGAAUUGUGGGAGCAAUGAUGUGGUGAAUGGGGUUUCAAGGUGACGGCGCAUUGAGCUCGUGAGAUAUACCAUGUGGGAUUUAAUGAUAAUAGGCAUACUAGCCAUAUUUUAAUAUCUGCUCACAUAUCUAGGAAUGACGAUGCCAUGUUUUAUGUGCUGAGAAUAGCUAUGUAAAUAUACUAACCUCCAUCUUGAGGCUCUAAUUGAACUUUCAAUUAACACCUUGUAUGGCGAAGAUCUUGUUGGCCCUGAAAUAGACUGCCACGGAUUUGCUUUCCGUCAGCAACCAAACUUCAAUUGCGGCGUAGAUA
This is a messenger RNA of Sclerotinia trifoliorum, 1348 nucleotides long. Lineage: Eukaryota; Fungi; Ascomycota; Leotiomycetes; Helotiales; Sclerotiniaceae. The record is from the annotation of a GenBank genome assembly.